Molecule: messenger RNA, 2461 nt
Organism: Pogoniulus pusillus (Red-fronted tinkerbird)
Lineage: Eukaryota; Metazoa; Chordata; Aves; Piciformes; Lybiidae
Gene: MB21D2
Product: Mab-21 domain containing 2
Exons: 2
Coding region: 77-1546 (489 amino acids)
Source: RefSeq, a predicted model, not a curated record
CUCCCCCUCUCUGCUCCUCUCCCCCUCUCUGCCUCUCUCUCCCUUUCUUCCCUCUGGUUUUUUUUUUCGCGUGAAGAUGGCGGCGCCGCUCGCCAGCAAGGCAGGCACCGCCGGCACCGCCGCCAAGCCGCCCUUCCCGGAGCUGGAUUUCCGAUCGGGAGCCAGGGUGGAGGAACUGAAUAAACUCAUUCAGGAAUUCACCAAACAUGACCAGAGGGAGUACGACGACCAGCGAGCCCUGGAGAUCCACACGGCGAAGGACUUCAUCUUCUCCAUGCUGGGCAUGGUUCAGAAGCUUGACCAGAAGCUGCCUGUAGCCAAUGAGUACCUGCUGCUUUCAGGUGGCGUGCGGGAAGGUGUGGUGGACAUUGACCUGGAUGAGCUGAACGUUUAUGCACGGGGCACAGACUACGACAUGGACUUCACCUUGCUUGUUCCAGCGCUGAAGCUGCACGACCGCAACCAGCCGGUGACGCUGGACAUGCGCCACUCGGCCUUGUGCCACUCCUGGCUGAGCCUGCGUCUGUUUGAUGAAGGAACUAUCAGCAAAUGGAAGGACUGCUGCACGAUCGUGGACCAUAUCAAUGGAGCUACCAAUUACUUCUUCUCUCCCACCAAAGUGGCAGACUGGUUCUAUGACUCUAUUAGCAUUGUCCUUUCUGAGAUCCAGAAAAAGCCCCAGCGAGGGAUGCCAAAGGUGGAGAAGGUAGAAAAAAAUGGGACUAUCAUAUCCAUCAUUUUAGGAGUGGGCAGCAGCCGCAUGCUGUAUGACAUUGUCCCUGUGGUGUCCUUCAAAGGCUGGCCAGCUGUGGCCCAGAGCUGGCUGAUGGAGAACCACUUCUGGGAUGGGAAGAUCACAGAGGAGGAAGUCAUAAGUGGGUUUUAUUUAGUGCCUGCGUGUUCCUACAAGGGGAAGAAGGACAAUGAAUGGAGGCUGUCAUUUGCCAGAAGUGAAGUGCAGCUGAAAAAGUGCAUCUCCAGCAGCCUCAUGCAAGCCUAUCAGGCCUGCAAGGCUAUCAUCAUCAAACUGCUGUCCCGCCCCAAAGCCAUUAGCCCAUAUCACUUGCGCAGCAUGAUGCUUUGGGCUUGCGACAGGCUCCCGGCCAGCUACUUGGCCCAGGAGGAUUAUGCGGCCCAUUUCCUCCUGGGGCUCAUCGACGAUCUCCAGCACUGCUUGGUCAACAAGAUGUGCCCUAACUAUUUCAUCCCCCAGUGCAAUAUGCUGGAGCACCUCUCUGAAGAGACGGUCAUGCUGCACGCGCGGAAGCUGUCGUCGGUGCGCUCGGACCCCGCCGAGCACCUCCGAACUGCCAUCGAACACGUGAAGGCGGCCAACCGGCUGACGCUGGAGCUGCAGCGGCGCGGCAGCACCACCAGCAUCCCCUCGCCGCAGUCGGACGGCGGCGACGCCAACCAGCCUGACGACCGCCUAGCCAAAAAGCUGCAGCAGCUAGUGACUGAGAACCCUGGCAAGUCCAUCUCCGUCUUCAUCAACCCAGACGAUGUCACGAGGCCUCACUUCAGAAUCGAUGACAAAUUCUUCUGAGCCUUCAGCGGUGUUUCUUUGGGAUGCUUUGCUUUUCUCCUGGUUUGUUUUUCUUUUUUUUAAGCGUUUCUUUGGGAUGCUUUUCUUUUUCCUGGUGUGUUUUUUUUUAGCUCUUGCAGUGUGCAGGUGAGUUGUUUGUUUUUUCCCCCUUUGGUUUUCCUCGAUGACCUACUCUCUUGGGUCUUUUCUUUUUUAACAUAUCCAGCGUAGAUUGGAUCUGCUGAGAGCAAUCUGAAUAAAUUUAUAAUUCCUGGUUCUGCAGGACAGUGCAGAUUUUGAGACAGACUAUUACUAUUUCACAUGCUGCUUUGAUUUUUGGUGUUUGGGUUUUUUUUUUUUUUCACCCUCCCAGCCCUGUUGUCUGUAAGUGGUUUCUAAAGGAGAACAUGCACCAUAAACACCCAUGACACAGUGUAAUGUACUUCCCCCCAGCCCCCCCCAAGUUUCCAUAAUUUAGGUACAUUAUUGGGCCUGGGGAAGGGACAAUUCACCUUCCAUUCCUUUGGAAAUUCACUUCUUUUUCCAAGAGCUUCCAUCACCCUAAAGAAAUGAGGAGAGACUCUGGGUUGGAAAACAUUGCUGGUAAUUUGAUGAGGCCAAAUCUGCUGGGCUGAAGCCCAGUUCAGCUCUUCUUCACAGUUCUCACAUUAGGGGAGAAAGCUGACUCUGAAGCUGAUGAUGCAGCUUUUAGAGGAAAGAAUUGUUUCUGUUUUGGAUCUACUUUUUGAAUGUAAUUGUUCAUAAUCGGACCUUGUACAGUCCAGAGGGUUGUUUCUGCUGCUUUUCCAUGUGGAAUAAGGUUAUGGAAUGUUAGUUUUAGUGUGUGUAAUUAUUCAAAGCCUUAUUUAAAUUCUAUUAAAGAACAUACCAUUAUAAAUGUUAAUUGCACUAAUGAAAUCUCUGCCAUUACCUCAA